Molecule: messenger RNA, 1776 nt
Organism: Dibothriocephalus latus
Lineage: Eukaryota; Metazoa; Platyhelminthes; Cestoda; Diphyllobothriidea; Diphyllobothriidae
Source: the annotation of a GenBank genome assembly
AUGAGAAGACUUCGAAUAGCACGCUGGUACCGUCGAGAACAAAGAUGUGAGGAGAAUGUUGAAGUGGAACAAGAAAACGUCGCUAGCGGCGAGAGGAGCAGAACAAAUGACAUUUCCCGGUUAUUUUCACGUUUAGGACGUAAAACUGGGUGGAGAGCGAACACUUCCAACAAUCAAAAGCAGGAGCGUCCAGAAAGUGCUCUCGGAUGGAUGAGAAAUACGAUUAGGAGCUGCCGUCCCGUCCUCCGUAGUGAGAGACCUCUGGAAGAACGGUGGGCGCCCAACAGUAGCCUGGAGCAGAGUCGAACCUUUGAGCCUUACAAGAUACUGGAGGAGUCCUUUGCGACUGAAGACCUCAGCGGGGCCAGUGAUAUUAUAGAUAUACAGUUUAUCAUAUCGGACAACCUUUUGACUGAGGCAUGGACCGUCACCAAGGAACCGACACCUAUGGCGGAGGGCCAGGGUGCCCGAUUAAUCAGACCCCGAGCACGAAGAUUACGUGAGAUAAGUAGCGUUAACUGGCGUUCGGCUGGGCAGGGGGUGAGGGAGAGCGUGGGGACACAAGGAGACCUUGAGUCGCACUCUUUAACCACUACCGAAUUCAUGCCUUCAUACCAAGGCCCAGAGAGAAUAGAAAGCCCCGACGAAGACGCUCAGGAGCGCCUAUCCCCAACUUUCAGAUCCAUUCAGUCCUGUAAUCCACGGCCACGUCCAAGAUGUUCAACUCGUCCUUUGGAUGCCUCAACAACUCCUAUGCGAUCUUAUCACCCCAUGUAUGAGCCCGCACAAAGACCACACAUAUGCAGACGUUCGAAAGCUCUGAGAGCUCCGAUUAGCCCAAUUUCACGGGAGAAACACCAUUGGCAUCACUACAGCCCCACUCAAGUCCGCAAAACUGCCCGACUGUGUAGAGCAGAACCACUGUCAAGUCCCAAGUGCCGCAACAAGCAACUUAGAUCCCCAGUUUACAUCAAAUUUCAGUCCAACAAAAACGCCGGCAUAAACCCUGAAACAGUCAUCGAAUAUACUCAAAGCACGUCUAGAGCACACGCAGUGGCUCAGGUGAAAUGCUUGCAGAAGGCCUACACGGCCGCAACGGUCAAUGGAAUUUGCUACGCUGUGUGCCGAGGCAAACGCAGGUUGCAAGCGGAAAGACGGUGCCUUUCUAUGGCAACCCUGGAUCGAAAGCACAGACGCUCAUUCAAGCGGUCGCCUGCGCUAGCCCUUCCCCUUUUUGUUCCCGAUUGGCAAAUGAGCUCCACAGAGACCGAUACCUGUGACCCCCUGGUGCCCUCCUCAUCCCACGGGACCUCAGGGAAGGCCUGCCUCUACGUUGAAAAGUAUACUCAGUAUGAGGAUAUCAAGAUGCAGGGGGAUGGCAGUCGUUCGUACUCCCAGUUGGUAGAAAUUAAAGUUGGAGAUAAAAGACCACAGAGGGGUCACAAGUGCACCCUGGGAAGGGCGCCUGCCAGUGGGGUCAAAAGACAGAAUCAAGCUACUUCUUACAAUGAGGCAGAUUCAGCCCUCGAGCCUGUCAAAUCAGGUCAGGAAAUGCACAGAAGCGUCUACUGGAUGUACGUCCCACUAAAACCGGUCGAUAGCCAGCACAGUUUGGAGUGUAGAUGCAGGCGGGACCUUCAGGUUUGCACUUGCACUGCGGAUUGUGAGAAGACACAAACCUGUGAAGCGAGACUGUGGGUAUUAGAGGAUUUAGGAGGGCCUGCGUACGUGCGUGGAGUAGCAGCCGAUCUUCGUGCUCAGGCCAAUCCGUUUUAG